AUGGUCUCGGGCUUGCGGGCGUGCCGAGACAGGGACACGGUGGCUGACCGCGCGCCCCAUUGCGUCGCAGGCUACGAGGGCCCCGGCUCUGUGCUGGUGUCCCCGGUGCCGCACCAGAUGCUGCCCUACAUGAACGUGGGCACGCUGUCGCGCACCGAGCUGCAGCUCCUUAACCAGCUGCACUGUCGGAGGAAGCGGCGGCACCGAACCAUCUUCACCGACGAGCAGCUUGAAGCGCUGGAGAACCUCUUCCAGGAGACCAAGUACCCGGACGUGGGCACGCGCGAGCAGCUGGCCCGAAAGGUGCACCUCCGCGAGGAGAAAGUGGAGGUCUGGUUUAAAAACCGCCGGGCCAAAUGGAGGAGGCAGAAGCGGUCUUCAUCUGAGGAGUCAGAAAACACGGAGAAGUGGAACAAGACCUCAUCCUCGUCCUCCAAGACGUCGCCCGAGAAGAGGGAAGAGGAAGGUAAAAGCGAUUUGGACUCGGACAGCUGACGGCCCCGGGGCCGCGGCGCUUGGCCAGCUCAAGGACUUGCACAGACAAACGAUGCUACUUUCUUGCACAUGCGCUGCCUUGCGGGAGGGGUCGAGAAAGGAACGGGAACUGUAAAUAGUGUACAGAGCCGGGGUUGCCCGGGCCGAGGCCUCGCUUCCCACCGUAGUAUUUAAAGUUAAGUUAACGGUGACAGUACAAUAAAGUC
Fukomys damarensis (Damara mole-rat) is the source of this 701-nucleotide messenger RNA. RefSeq names its product goosecoid homeobox (gene Gsc). Gene Ontology annotation, cellular component: nucleus. Lineage: Eukaryota; Metazoa; Chordata; Mammalia; Rodentia; Bathyergidae. Gene Ontology annotation, molecular function: DNA-binding transcription factor activity, RNA polymerase II-specific; RNA polymerase II cis-regulatory region sequence-specific DNA binding. Bases 1 to 495 code for a protein of 164 amino acids. The transcript has 2 exons. Gene Ontology annotation, biological process: regulation of transcription by RNA polymerase II. The record is from RefSeq and is a predicted model, not a curated record.